This is a messenger RNA of Puntigrus tetrazona (Sumatra barb), 1960 nucleotides long. RefSeq names its product tetraspanin 7 (gene tspan6). The record is from RefSeq and is a predicted model, not a curated record. Bases 170 to 925 code for a protein of 251 amino acids. The transcript is spliced from 8 exons. NCBI's taxonomy places the organism in Eukaryota, Metazoa, Chordata, Actinopteri, Cypriniformes, Cyprinidae. Gene Ontology annotation, cellular component: membrane.
GGAAAGACUCCACAGCGCCCAUCAUCAUCAUCAUCAUCAUCAUCACCACCACCGCUCAGUUCCCAAACAAACUUUACCAACUCACACUCCAAUCUGCAACUUUUCCUCCAGCACUCCCCAUCGAAAACUCCCGUCGCCAGCCAGAUCCGUUGGGAAAACAAAAGCAGAAAUGUCCCCUCCGUCCGCACGGCUUCAAACCAAACCCGUGAUAACGUGUCUGAAGACGUUUCUGAUCUCGUACAGUCUGAUUUUCUGGUUCACAGGAGUGAUCUUAUUGGCUGUUGGAGUAUGGGGAAAGGUUAAUUUGGAGUUUGACCUCCUCCUGACUUCAGACAAGGGCACCAAUGCACCGUAUGUCCUCAUUGGGACCGGAGCCGUCAUCAUCAUCUUCGGGUUGUUCGGUUGCUUCGCCACCUGCCGUGGAAGUCCGUGGAUGCUGAAGCUGUAUGCUAUGUUCCUGACUCUUGUGUUCUUAGCUGAACUAGUGGCAGGCAUAUCCGGCUUUAUAUUUAGACAUGAGAUUAAAGCGGUGCUUCAAGGUGUCUAUAACAAAGCUGAAUCGGUCUACAGUGGUAAGGGUAGCGAAGAUCUGGACAGAAUCCAGAGGACACUUCAAUGCUGUGGAGAGAAGAACUACACCAGCUGGGCAAACACGGAGUACUUCAAAAAAGAGGGCAUCCCCAAAAGCUGCUGCAACGUGACUGCUGGUGUAAACUGCACUUCUGCAGAACUUAAAGAUCUUGGCACUGCUGCAUCAGUGGUAUAUCAACAGGGCUGUUUCUCUCUGAUGACUACAACCUUGGAGGCAAAUCUUGGAAUUAUUGCUGGAAUUUCUUUUGGAAUCGCAUUCUUCCAGCUCAUUGGGAUAUUCCUGGCUUGUUGUCUGUCUCGCUACAUCACCAACAAUCAAUACGAGAUGGUUUAGUGAUCCAUGGGGUAUCAACUGGAGAUCACAGAGAGCUGAACCUGAGAGAAAAAGGGAAACCGUUUAGUUUCAGUGUUUUGUAUGUGUGCCUUAGCUAAACAUUUCAUUUUAGAGAAUUUCUGACCGCUUUUUAAAGAAUAUUUCUUGUUGGUAACUACAAAGGGAUACGACCAUUUUGCAUUUGUUUUGAAAAAUAACAGCGAUUAGAUUUAUACUGAGGUUUGUAGGAAGCGCAUGUGUUUUAGCCAGUGUUAAACCAAGAAACAGUUAUGCAGAUAAAUAGUGUACUGCAAACCACGACCGUUUCAUUGGCAUUAACACGCGCUAAAACUUUGCAUCUAGAAAAACGGUAGAUUUUUUUUGCAUGCAAAUUCAACAUUUGCAAAAUAGGAUGUUUUUGAGAAUAACUUGAUAAUUUGACGUUCAAGAUGUUAUCCACUCAGCAUGUUACAUAGGGGGUUCUGAUUGUCACCAGCAGUUCAUUUUCAAGAGCUUUUUUUAAUGCAUGUACGUUCAUUGCUGUUCGGAUUGCUUCUGUGAAAAUGAUGUGGUUAUCUGCGAUUUCUCCGGUCUUUAUUAAUGCAGCUGUAGUGUUAAUUGCAAGGUUGUUGAAUGUCAUGGGAGUGAUGUUCUGAAGAGAAAAGUUGUAAUGUCUCUUUGACUUUGUCUUCAAAAUGUGAAAUCUUUUGUCGCCCAGGUAACAAUAUUUAACGUGUACAUACGAAUCUACAAAUAUCAUCAUUAUCUAUACAGGGGUUGAGCUGUAUUUAACGACAUCUUUGCAUUUGUAAGGAAAAUAAAUCGAUGUAUAAUCUAGAUUACUUUUUAAACUGUAACACUUAUCUCUGGUCACUCCGGCAUAAGCAUACUGUUUAGUUUUUGCAGUAAGAUAAAGCGCCCUCUGUGUUUUGUCAGCAUAUAAAUUUACUUUUGGGGCAUGUACACGUCGUAUCUUUAAUACAACAAAUUGUCAAAAGCCUGUUCUUUUUGUGCAAACUGUAAAAUGCUUAGGAACAAUAAACACUUUUCUAUGAG